AUGGUCGUCCUCCUCCUCACGUCCCCCCACGGCAACUCGGGCUCUCGCUAUUUCCCCUUCCACGGCUAUCUCGGCCUCACCCCCCUCACUGUCCAAGGCGUCGUCCGUACAAAGCUCGACCCAGACGGCAAGCCCCUCCAGGCAAAAUCCCUCAUCGUCGCCGUCCGCUGCUACGAGGCACGCACAGGCCGCCGCGGCACAACACACUCAAGCCUCCUCGCCGAGUACUCCACCGUCCUCUGGCACGCCCCCGCCACCGCCGCCACCGCCCCCCUCGCUGACUUCGAGCACGCUUUCCGCAUCACAAUCCCCCGCGAUGCCCCCGGCUUCAGCACCGCGUAUUUCCAGGACUACCGCUUGUUUUGGCGCGUAGAAGCAGUCAUCUCCCAUGCCCACGUCAUGGGCAUCGGCUCUCGGCUCGUCAAGUCCGCCGAACUUCCCUUUGUUCGCUACGACGUCCCUUCCUCAAUCCCGCUGCCCUCACUGCCCUCCCCCGACCUUCUCCCUCACCAAACCACCAAAUCCCGCGCACCCGCCAUCCGCUACUACGUCUCCGUCCCCACCGACGCCGUCGGCCCCCACGACAUCCUCUCCGUCGGCGUCUUCCUCCGCCCCCUCGACCCGUCCGUCUCCGUCCGUUCGGCCAGCCUCACCGUCGAGCGCCGCAUCGAGCUCCGAGAAAACUCCCCCGCUUCCCCCACCUCCGCCUCCACGCUGUCCCCGCCGAAUAUUUCCCCCACAUCCUCGCGAGAAGCCUUCCCCUCGCUAUCGCGUACGCCGUCGGCCACCUCCAUCAGCCCUCCGCCAUCCCCGAUCAUGCCCGCGUCCGGCAGCACGUUUACCCUCGACACCAUCAGCACCGCGCAGACGGCCACGAGCGCAAAUUCCCAGCUUCCGCUCCUCGUGCGCGAUCGGGCACGGGAGCAAGACCAUCCCGCUUCCCCGCCCUCGAGCUGGACCGGCGCCCCGUACAAGGUGAUCAACAACACCGUCGCGGGCACCGAGAACGUGUCGGGCCGCUUCGUGCGCGACGUGCAGACAGGCGUCUGGAGCAGGACCCUGACGAUGCAGUGGCCCGCAUCGCGCAGCUCGGCGCGGUGGGCGUUGGGCGAGACGAUGGCGACCGAGCUGGUGCGGGUGCGGUUUUUUGUAAAGGUCAAGAUCAUCGUAUCUUCGCCUUCCGGAACAGACUCUAUCGAGCUGCUCGAACAGCCGCUCACGGUCAUCUCCACCAACGCGUCCGAGCGCCAGCUCGCGAUCACCAAAUACAACGCCUCCCAGGCCGCCUCGAGCUCCCGCAGCUCCUCAAAAUCCAAGUCCCCCCAUCGGACCGCGCCGCCCUCGCCUGUCCCGUCCGUCCCGCCACUAGAAUCGAUGCCGGUGCCGCACUCCGCGUCGUCCGGGGGCGAUCGAAGGGCGCGCGAGGGGGACGAGGGCGAGAAGCAGCGGGAGGGCAAGCGGCAGCGGGAAUCGCGCGCGCCGAAGCGGCCGCACACGAGCGCUGGGCCGCGGGAUCGGGGGAAGGGGGGCGCGGGCGGGAUGCUGGGCGCGGGCGGCGGCGGCGUGUGGCGGCCGGGGACGGCGGCGGCGGGGGGUCUGGUGAGCAAGGAGGGGCUGGGCGGGGGUCUGGGGAUCGGUGCGGUGGUGGGGAUCGGCGGCGUGCACACGGUGAGGAUCAACACCGUGACGGGCGUGACAACGACGCACGCGCAGGCGAGCGGCGGCGCGGCGUCCCCGGACCACGUCCGCGCGUGGGAGGAGGAGCUGGCGCGGAUCGAGGCCCAGAGUCGCCGGAGCAGCAUCGGCAUCCUCUCCCGCCCAAAAAUUCCAUCCCUCGCGAAGAGCGCCCGCCGCUUCUAUGGCGAGGUCCUCGGCAGGUAGCCCUUCGCGACCCUCUCCCGUAUCAUUUCCGUCCAUCCGCUCUCCCUAUCUGCUCGUCGCUUUCGUCUCCCGCCCUCGCUUGUAUGGAUAUUCGCAUCACCACCAUCACCACCACCACCACCACCACCAUCAUCAUCAUCGACCCCACCCUCAUCAGCGCAUCCCCCUUUUCCCGAGCAUCAUCAUUCGCACCUCGAUAUACAACUAUUCCUUACAUUAUUGGUGAUAGCCGCUCCCUCCACCCCUCCAUACCCCUCGUCCAAAUCAAGCCGAAGACCCACUGUAUCAUAUAUACCCCGUGGAGUGUUUACCCCCUCGUUAUCCACAGGCUCCUUGUUUUUUUGUUGUUGUUGUUGUCCUCGUUCCCCCGUUCGUUCGAUCCUCUUGGUGGGCCACAUCUCUCGAGCAAUAAUGCAGCGCGCGACGGCGUGUAGAUAGUUCUGUACAUUCGUUACCCCGAGCAGCCGCCCCGCGAAGCACUGUAAUGCCAAAGCACUCUCUCGCUCUGUCUGUCCGUCCGUCCGUCCGUCCGUGCUACAGUACAAGUGAUCUCCGUUCUCGCACGCACGCCCCGCGAAGCCAUCCCCGCCUCGUGGUCGAAGGCGCGAGCGAGAGGCGACAUCGAAUCUCCUCGGACACGACGCGAUCGAACGGACGUCAUUUGAGAGUGACGCCCAACCCGAUCGACCGACCGCGUGCAUUGCACGUACGUACAGACAGCCGCCAUGUACGCGACUGAGACCUCCUGCCAGUGCGCGAGGCCGAGUGCGCGUCUCAGUCUCACGAGACAGCGCGUCCCCGCCACCUGCCAGAUCGCCCCCUAUCUCGAUCCCCCGACUGGACAGACGACACGCACAGCGCACCAUAUAAGUACGCAAACCCCGGUGGUGCCGCCUUUCGCGCGCGCCCGCGCCCGUUCCGAGGACGGCCACACUGCAUCAGCUGCCGCGGUCCAUCCGCACGCACACACGCACGCACGCACGCACGCACGCAGCGGCAAACGCAGUGCCACUGGAGCAGUGUCGGUCUGUGCGCGGCACCCAGAAGCAGCGUCACCGGGGGCGGGGAGGGGCGAAGCGCGCGCGCUAGCGCGACGUCUCGGGCACAGCGGGGACGAAAGGAGAUCGGGAAUCGCGGAUGCGCGGGGGGGCGCUGCGCGCUGCGGCUUUCCGGCGUGGGCGCGGGGGCACCUGGCCAGGAGGGCUUGAUCAGAGGGCUCUCGUUCGGCGCGCGCCGGCGUGCGGGGCCCGACGAUGCGGGACGGGCGAGGAGCCCCCGCGCGUGGAGGAAUGGCUUGGCUGGGCUGGGACGGGGGCACGC
This is a messenger RNA of Heterobasidion irregulare TC 32-1, 3201 nucleotides long. RefSeq lists its product as uncharacterized. The record is from RefSeq and is a predicted model, not a curated record. Lineage: Eukaryota; Fungi; Basidiomycota; Agaricomycetes; Russulales; Bondarzewiaceae. The transcript has 4 exons. The coding region runs from base 1 to 1881 and encodes 626 amino acids.